Messenger RNA from Colletes gigas, 322 nucleotides. RefSeq lists its product as uncharacterized. Bases 59 to 238 code for a protein of 59 amino acids. The transcript is spliced from 2 exons. NCBI's taxonomy places the organism in Eukaryota, Metazoa, Arthropoda, Insecta, Hymenoptera, Colletidae. The record is from RefSeq and is a predicted model, not a curated record.
UGUUCGACAAACAAAACAGAACUUGUGCAAGGAAAACUGACGACAAGCAGCUACAAGUAUGGACGCCAUGAGAUUCUUACUCAGCAUCGCAGUCGUUCUGAUGGUUACUUUUAUAUCAUUCAGCAACGCAGACCCUGAAGCUGAUCCCAUGGCAGACCCCGAAGCAGACCCCGAAGCAAACAUGGCCUCGCUGCUGAAGAAAAUAUUGCCCCGCGUAGUAAAACUAAUAAAAGGAUAAACAACCCACAAUGGAAACGUCCCACAGAUCUAUAUAUUAUAAGUACAAUGGUGUUUGAAAUAUACAGCAAUUAAUAUAUGCAAA